ACCGCAUGUCAUUUACUCCGAAGCGCCUGUCAACACGACAUGCUUUUGUUAUCGCUGCGUAGUGAAUAUUUUUCUCGUAUAAUCUAAACCUUCUGUAGGAAUAGCCCUUGUUUUUCAUUUAUUAGUGUUAAGAGAAGUCGCCUUCUGCACCAGUGAGUGUAAAGGCUAGACUUUCACAAGGUUUCGUACGUUGCGGUACUGCUGAAAAAUCUUUUUUUGUCGUCAAAUUAUCUGUGAUUUUUGUAGAUUUAAAAUGAAGGCUGUACUUUUCGCCGUCGCUGCCCUACUGGCUGUUUGCAUCCCCAUUUCUGCGAAACAAUGCAAUGUAAACCCGGUGAACAUUCCGAAAGGAUGGAUAACGAUGCAGCAGAGCUGUCGCGGCAGCAUGCGCCGUCAGAUUCAGACUGAAGUUGGCGCGUCGCUGCAGUAUCUUGCUAUGGGAGCUCAUUUCUCUAGAGAUGGGAUCAAUCGACCAGGUUUCGCGAAGUUAUUCUUCGAUGCAGCGUCUGAAGAGAGGGAGCAUGCGAUGAAGUUAAUUGAUUAUUUGCUUAUGAGAGGUGAACUGGAAACUGAUGUCACUUCGCUGAUACAGAUUAGGGCCCCUGAACGUAAAUCUUGGGAGAGCGGCGUGGACGCGCUUGAGCACGCUCUGAAAAUGGAAACCGAAGUGACGAAGAGCAUUCGGUCUGUCAUCAUCGCUUGCGAGUCCGAUCCUAAGUUCAACGACUACCAUCUCGUGGACUACCUGACUGGUGAAUUCUUGGAAGAACAAUACAAGGGCCAGAGAGACCUCGCGGGCAAAGCGUCUACACUCAAGAAGAUGCUCGACCGCCACUCCUCACUCGGAGAGUUCCUUUUCGAUAAGAAACUCCUUGGAAUGGAUAUUUAAAAAAAUAUUUAACAUUCAAAUUAAAUUCAUUAAAUAAAAAAUUCUGAUUUAUAUUGCAACACCAAUUGUCUAUGUUUAGUAAACUCAAUAUCUGCAAUACCUUUGCCUUUUCUCUAAAAAAAAACAACGCAUAUAUUUCAAUUAGUAUGAAACGCAUUUAGACAUUGUACAAAAAAAAACAAUUAAUUAGAUUGUAAGUAGUGUUUACUCCACUAUUAUGUGAUACGAAUAAGUAAUAUAGAAAGUAGCCAUCUUUUUUCCAACUUGUCAAUUUUGGCGCGUCUUUAUCUGUCAUAGACGCUUAUAUUUAUUGUUAUAAUAAAAAUUAUCCCAAACUUUUGUAGUUACGUCGGAUUGAAUUUUUGUUUAUUUUUUUUCUUAUAAUAAAU
Molecule: messenger RNA, 1278 nt
Organism: Papilio xuthus (Asian swallowtail)
Lineage: Eukaryota; Metazoa; Arthropoda; Insecta; Lepidoptera; Papilionidae
Source: RefSeq, a predicted model, not a curated record